Molecule: messenger RNA, 819 nt
Organism: Fulvia fulva
Lineage: Eukaryota; Fungi; Ascomycota; Dothideomycetes; Mycosphaerellales; Mycosphaerellaceae
Product: Putative non-heme chloroperoxidase
Exons: 1
Coding region: 1-819 (272 amino acids)
Source: RefSeq, a predicted model, not a curated record
AUGCCGUACCUUAAUCGCGAAGAUGCAAACAUCUUCUACACCGACCAGGGAGAUGGACAGCCGGUUUUACUCCUUCACGGCUACGCUUGCGACUCGCACGAUUGGAGCUUCCAGAUUCCGGUGCUUCUGGAGCAUGGACUUCGAGUCAUUGCCAUGGACCACCGAGGGCACGGCAGGUCGAAUGCCACGGAGCAUGCAUCAUACAACUGGGACGCAUUAGCAGAGGAUGCCAUUGCAUUGGUCAGAAGCCUCGAAGUCGGGCCCGUCAUCCUCGUUGGACAUUCGAUGAGUACAUGUAUCACAUCGAUGAUCGCGGCAGAGCAUGGUGGUAUAGUCAAAGCGCAUGUGUUGGUCCAUCCAAUCUAUGGCCUUGGAGAGCGUCUGCCACCCGCUCUGAUACAGUUGGUCGAGACCAUGAAAGACAGAAGAGACCGAGCAUCGGAGAUCGUCGCAUCGUGGUUCGAGCAGGUAAUGUAUACACAGGAUACACCGGACUGGAUCCGAACCUGGAAUCAUCGAAGAGUUCUCGAGACGUCUCCUGUAACCCUGCUUGGGUGCAUGAAGGGCAUGCUCGAGCUGGAUGAUAAGGUCAUUGGGAGGACUGAGCAAACCAAGGCGUUGAUGCGAAAGAGAAGUGCACCUCGGUUGGCAAUUUGUACUUCUCCUGCAGCGCUGGAGUGGGAGAAAGAGCUAGGGUUGAGAGAUGAGGUCGAUGAAGUCCAUAUCAUUGAGCAGGGCACGUUCGCGCAUAUCACUGCUCACGAAGAGGUGAACAAAAUCCUGGCCGGCUGGCUUCGGAAGAGAGGAUACGUCGUAUAG